Anguilla anguilla (European eel) is the source of this 3105-nucleotide messenger RNA. It is a transcript of the gene oacyl, whose product is annotated as O-acyltransferase like. Lineage: Eukaryota; Metazoa; Chordata; Actinopteri; Anguilliformes; Anguillidae. The transcript is spliced from 15 exons. The record is from RefSeq and is a predicted model, not a curated record. Bases 386 to 2404 code for a protein of 672 amino acids. Gene Ontology annotation, molecular function: acyltransferase activity, transferring groups other than amino-acyl groups.
UGAAUGGAGAAAAACAUAUCAGGCUCUGUCCUGUUGUUUCUAUUUGUUGGAGUUGUUAAUGAAGACCAUGCUCAACAGGCCUUAAUCUUCUCUAUUAAAAUAAAAAGCUUCAUAUCUGACCAUUGAACAUGGACUGAUUGCUGAAUGCUUCAACCUCUUGCUCUUAUCGUCAUCAUUGCUGUUAGCUGUAAUGGUAAAGAAAGCAUCCGGCUAAAUGCAUUUUCUAAUUUUGAAAUGGCCUAGCAUAUCUCGUCAAUUAUGCGUACAAUUUACACACGGAUUUGUAAAUCUAGAUUGUGUGACCGGAAGUGAUUGCUUUGUGGUCAUGUGUCUCACGAAUGUUAUUUAAACCACAGAGAUUUUCCACUAAGAGUCACAUCUCAAGAUGGCCCUGGUGUGGAGCAUUAUCCUACUCUGCUUAACAGUCUGUUCUUGCGAGCGUAUUGGAAACGUGUCACAGAAGUGUCUAGAUGACACUACAGUGUUUCUGACGGAACUAGAUGAAGCAGAGCCAAGCAAAUAUGCAGUACUAAUGUACGAUGCCUUUGGCAGAAUAGGCAGUGACAUUGAGAGUGGAAAUGUGAACAGACCAGGAUCACGUGAAGAAUGCCAGUUAGCCAGUGGACCUGGUUUCAGAGGGCAAUAUUGCCAGGUGUUUAUAAAACAGGCCCCAAUCCAGUACUUUGUUGGCAUCUGUGUCCCUGACUCAUGUGAGGAAACAGAAGUUCAGACAUUGGUUGUUUAUGAGACAUUCCAGCUAGCUAGCAAGUCUCUGAUCCCCCCUGUCCCGUCUGUGAUUCUACCUGAGUCCACACAGGGGAUCUACAUGACUCAGUGUUUCACUAGUACUCCACUGGACUUUGCUGUCAUUAUCAGCUUGUUUGUGUGCUCUUUGCUUAUCGCCAUUCCUCUUGCGGCGACCGUGUGCAUUGCCAUCGUCCGUUGGAAGCAGCAGAAAGAGAUAGGCCCGCAGACCGAUACAGCCCUGAACACACACUUCAACCACUACGGUACGCUCAUGUCCAACGGCUCCACCAUGACCAACAACAACGGCUGCAUAUUUCCAGAGUCCACAGAGAGCUACAAAUCCAAGGAAGACAAAAAGAGAAAAAGUUGUCUGUACAGGACCAUGCAGACUGUCUGCCUGCAGAGCAAUGUCGCAGGCCUGCUGAGCAUGGUCAACGUGGGAGGGAACUACGCCUCUCUGAACGGCAUCCGCAUCCUGAGUCUGAUCUGGAUCAUCAGUGGUCACAAUAUCCAGUUCAGCGUCCGAAACAACAUAGAUAAUUAUAAAAGAUGGAGGGAGACAGUGUCUAACAACCCCCUGUAUGUAGUUGGCUACAGUGGGCCAGUCUAUCUCUCUGUUGACACCUUUCUCCUCCUGGGAGGACUUCUGAGUGCAAAGUCUUUCCUGGGCUUAGUACAGAGGGCAGACGAUACAAUAAGUCUAAGGCUUGUUGCCAGUUUCCUGUUCAAGAGGUUAAGAAGGGUCCAGCCCCUCCACAUCUUCAUUGUGUGUCUGACCAUCGGCCUCUACUCCAUCAUUACGAAAAACUCCUACUAUUUCGUUACAAAUGACCAGAUACAGCACUGCAGGAAGUACUGGUGGUCCAACAUUCUGCUUGUGAACAACCUGUUGCCUGUUUUUGACAUUUGUGUUCCCUGGUCAUGGUAUCUCUCCGUGGACAUCCAAUAUUACACCACGACUCCCCUUCUGAUUUAUCUCUACAGACGAAAUAAAUAUGUCAUGGCUGCUGUUGCAACCGUUCUCCUGAUGAUCUCCAUUCUAGCCAGUGCCUUUAUAACAGCCGGAGCGCAGCUCCCAGUCCACCAACCAACAACACUAGACUAUGCAUCCUUUUAUGAGUAUUAUUACAACAAACCUUGGACGCGGUAUGGUCCAUAUUUGAUUGGGGUUAUUCUUGGGAUAUUCCUGAAGACGAAGAGAUCUCACCUUUUAAAACAUAAGUGGCAGGCUGCACUGGGCUGGAUCGCCUCGAUGUUGGUAGUGGCACUGCUCAUAGCUCUCUCAUAUGUUCUACGGGACGUCCCAGACCGGCCCUCAGUGCCACAUGCUGCCUACCAGGGCCUCCACCGUACCCUGUGGGGUCUCUGUGUGGCCUGGGUCAUUCUGGCCUGUGAGGAGGGGUACGGAGGAUACAUCAAUAAGAUUUUGUCACUGAAAUUGUGGGUUCCUCUGUCAAACAUCAGCUAUGCCUGUUAUAUGAUUCAUCCUCUUCUUAUAAUACUAUACAACGGAAAGCAAGAUACACCUAUACAUUACAAUGACAUCAACUUUUUCUACCUGUUCUUGGGCCACACGGUGCUGACAGUGGUUGUGGGAUAUGCGCUGACUGUACUAAUCGAAAAGCCAUACAUGUUCCUGAAAGGAUUACGAGGAUAAAUACGGAAUUAUCGGACACAGGCCUGCCCAGACAGAGAAAACUGUACUUUUUUCCUUCAUAGAUUUGCGUUGAUAUAUUGUGAUUUUCUUGUGCAUUUUUCGGCAUUGUCAAUAUCACUUCCAAUUUUAAUUAAUUUGUGAUUUUAAAAGUGUAAAAUGUUGAUUGUGCCACCAGAUUGUAAAGAAUAGUUUUGUCAUUAGAUCUGCAUCAUUUGUAUAUGUGUGUUAGAUAGUGGAGCGAUGUUUUAUGGUGCAACAGUACAGUAUUUUGAAGGAUGAAUUUGAAAAAUAUGUGUUUGUGGGUGUUUAUUGCACUAAGGCCUUUUUGUAGCACCACACAAAGGUGUUUUGGCUAGGAUUAUUGUGUGUCAAAUUCUUAUGCCAGGGUAGUAUUGUAAUUCAGUAGGCUUAGUGUCCAGCUGGGCAUCAGUGUAAAACAUUUAAAUCCAAUGCCUUUGAAAUCAGAGCCCAUACUGGAAAUAAGCAAAAUUACAGGUAAUGUCAGCACCCAAUGAAAUUCUAACAGGACUCUCAUCUCUGAGUGCAGGAUGGAGUUGUGAAUGGCCGUGGGUAGACUAAAAUUGCUUGAGAGGAAGAGGUGGCAUUGUAAUUAAUGGUUUCGGAACUGGGCUUGUAACCAAAAGGUUGCAAGUUCGAUUCCCAGGCAAGACACCUGCUCUUCUCUUGAGCAAGGUACUUAA